AUGGAGGUUUCUAUUUCCCCGCCGGCCCCUCUCUGCGCGGCGGCCGCAAAACUUGCGGGUGAAUGGCGGGCGCGGCGGCGCCAAAGUGGGACUCCUGGGGGGCUGGGCCCAGCGGAGCCCGAAGACGCGCGCGGCUGGCGCUGCCCGGAGCACGGCGACCGCGUGGCUGAGCUCUUCUGUCGCCGCUGUCGCCGCUGCCGCCGCUGCGUGUGCGCGCUUUGCCUGGUGCUGGGCUCGCACCGCGGCCACCCGGUUAGUCUGGCGCUGGAGGAGGCGGUGCGCGUGCAGAAACUCACCCAAGAAUGUUUAAAGAAUUUGACAACCAAGAAGCAGCAGCAAGUUGGCAACAUAACCCAACAAGAUGCUGCUGAGAAGCUCAAGGCUCAUGCAGAGUCAAGUAAAACCUGGCUGACAAGGAAAUUUACUGAACUCAGAUUACUACUUGAUGAAGAGGAAACUGUGACCAAGAAAUUCAUUGAGAAAAACACACAGCUUGCCCUGCAGGCGUACAGGGAGCAAAUCGAGUCUUGUGGGGAGCAAAUCGAUGUCAUGAACAAUCUCUCCAACAGGGUCUGGAAUACCAGCCGGGAACCCAGUCCUGUACAGCUGCUGCAGGUAAUGCUGGGUUUCUGCCCUCACAGUGGCCACCAGCCGCCACAUUUCAUCUUGGUUAAUGUGGCACUGAAUACAGUAUUCACACACUUCGGGGUCCCUUUCGAGGUGGUGAGCAACUUCAGGGCAGGGGCAGUCAGCUUGCCUUCUUCCUCGAGGCAGGGGUGGGGGGGACUGCCAAGGCUGUGGUCCUCGGGGCUCUGCUCCCAGGGGCAGGGCCUGGGGUGGCAGCAGGUGCCACGGUCAGGUGGGGCCAGUGCUUGCUGGCUGGGUUUGUUCCUGGGCACAGUGGUGGAGGCUGGGACGCGGCUCCAAGCCACCCAGAGCCCCACGUGCCCUCGCGCGUACACGGCCGCUGAGCAGCAGAUGAGCCUGGGGGAGUCAUGCCACCCCGUGCCCCACUCCUUUGAGCCCGUCAAGAGCUUCUUUAAGGGCCUUGUGGAAGCCACGCAGAGUCCGCUACAGACGCCACUGGACGUCCGCCUUAAGGCGAACGUGAACUGCCAGCUCUCGGGCUCCUCCGGCGCCCAGCCGGGUUCCCUGCUGAAAACAAGCCCCUCACCAGAGCGAUCACUCUUCUUAAAAUACGCGCGUACGCUCACGCUGGAGGCAGACACGCUGCACUCGCGCGUGCGUCUCUCGGCAGACUGCUUGAAGGUGCGUUGUGGCCACCACGGCAACCUGGGGCUCAAUCCUGCGCUGCGUUUCGACGCGCUGUGGCAGGUGCUGGGCCGCGACUGCUUCGACGCCGGCCGCCACUACUGGGAAGUGGACGUGCUGGAGGCGGGCGUCGGCUGGUGGGUGGGCGCGGCCUACGGCUCCCUCGGCGCCUCUGCCGCAGCCCGCUUGGGCUGCAACCGCCAGUCCUGGUGCCUCGAACUAUAUGACCUCGAGUACUGGGCCUUCCACGAUGGCCAGCGCAGCCGUCUGCGGCGCCGCGACGACCCCGACCGGCUCGGCGUCUUCCUGGACUACGAGGUCGGCGUCUUCACCUUUUACGACGACGGCAUGAUCCACCUGCACACCUUCCGUGCCGCCUUCCAGGAGCUGCUCUACCCGGCCCUGCGGCUCUGGGAAGGGGCCAUCAGCAUCUCCCGACUGCCCUAGGGGCCGACACCUGAGUGGCCGCCCUAGGCUCUCCGCGGCUCUGGUCUCAUCCGAUCCAGACAUGGCUGGUCUACUGCCGCCUCUUUCCUUUUUGCCAGGGAGAAGGGGGACAGUGAUGAUAGCCUGGUGGAGGAGACGCAGCCUAGCAGAGGGCACACAGAGGUGGCCCAGCGCAGCCAGGGCAUGGUGAGCAGGAGUCCAUACCACGAGGAGGGGACAGGCUGCCCAAGAAGCCAAGCUGCAUAUGAGGUGGGACGGGAGAAGUGAAAGGGAGUAAACAGCAGCCAGAAAUGGAUGCCGUCACACUCCAGCUCCUAGCACGUCAAUCUUACGGAUUCUCGUGAGUACAACCGUGGAUUCCCACCCCACCCCACCCACACAUACAAACACGAGUCUCCUUCCAGAAACUGUUUUGGGAUCCCCAGGAGAGGGAGGCCCUAUCCUCACAAAUAAAGAAACUUCAAAGAGCAAUUUACACAUUCGAAAAGAGACUCCAAGAUACACUUUUUUUUUUUUUUUUUUUUUUUGAGGUACACGGGCCUCUCA
Molecule: messenger RNA, 2265 nt
Organism: Aethalodelphis obliquidens (Pacific white-sided dolphin)
Lineage: Eukaryota; Metazoa; Chordata; Mammalia; Artiodactyla; Delphinidae
Gene: TRIM14
Product: tripartite motif containing 14
Molecular function (GO): zinc ion binding; protein binding
Source: RefSeq, a predicted model, not a curated record